AUGUGGGAGUUCCGGUCCAUGAAUUUUUGGCGGGCAGUCUUCGCAGAGUUCUUCGGGACCAUGUUCUUUGUAUUUUUCGGCAUGGGUGCCGCCCUGCGCUGGACCACCGGGCCUCAUCAUGUCCUCCAUGUGGCCCUGUGCUUCGGGCUGGCAGCUGCCACUCUAAUCCAGUCCAUCGGCCACAUCAGCGGCGGCCACAUCAACCCUGCCGUCACGUUCGCCUACCUUGUUGGCUCACAGAUGUCUCUUUUCCGUGCCAUUUUCUACAUGGCUGCCCAGUGCCUGGGUGCUGUAGCCGGGGCUGCUGUGCUGUACGGGGUCACACCCGGCAACAUGAGGGGCAACAUGGCUAUGAACACGCUGCAGCCGGGCAUCAGUCUGGGAAUGGCCACCACAGUGGAGGUUUUCCUCACCAUGCAGCUUGUGGUGUGCAUCUUUGCCGUGACUGAUGAGAGGAGGAAUGGACGCCUGGGAUCUGCCGCCCUAUCCAUCGGCUUCUCCGUCACCAUUGGACACCUCAUGGGGAUGUACUACACCGGUGCUGGAAUGAAUCCUGCCAGGUCCUUCGCCCCUGCCGUGCUCUUCAGAAACUUCAUCAACCACUGGGUGUACUGGGUUGGCCCCAUGAUAGGAGGUGCAAUGGGCGCCCUCCUGUACGAUUUCAUGCUGUUUCCACGCAUGAGAGGUCUGUCCGAGCGCCUGGCCACACUGAAGGGCAGCCGGCCCCCCGAGAGCGAGACCCAGCAGGACACCCGCGGGGAGCCCAUCGAGCUCAAGACGCAAGCCCUAUAA
This is a messenger RNA of Plectropomus leopardus (leopard coralgrouper), 792 nucleotides long. It is a transcript of the gene mipb, whose product is annotated as major intrinsic protein of lens fiber b. NCBI's taxonomy places the organism in Eukaryota, Metazoa, Chordata, Actinopteri, Perciformes, Serranidae. Gene Ontology annotation, biological process: water transport; transmembrane transport. Gene Ontology annotation, molecular function: water channel activity. The record is from RefSeq and is a predicted model, not a curated record. Gene Ontology annotation, cellular component: plasma membrane.